AUGCUAAUACUGGAUUCAAACUCUAGAUUUAUUCUAAAAUUAAAUAGCAACCCUCUAAUAUUACAAAACAUCUAACCACUCUUAUCACAAUUUCAGACUAAAAACUACAUUUUGAGAUACAAAUUUUCUCAAUGUUUAGAUCCUACUUACGCCAGGAAGGAGUAUUUAACAGGCAUGAAUAUUAAUUUUAGACCUAUUAACUGGGGAGGCAAGCUUAAUGAUCGAAGUGAUUAGUAUAAGUGGCAUCUCACUAGACCUCAAGGUCUCUCAUAAUUUGCAGAACAAGUUUCUAAUCCUUUGAAAUAUACUCAUAAUUACUCAGCUAGACCCAAUGAAGUUUAGUGGAAGGAUAUAAAUUUCUCAAAUUAGUACUAAUAUGUUCUGAUAAAUUACAAACUUCUAUUAAUUACGCUCGAAAAUUCAGAGCCUUGGUUACUUUACAAAGAAUUUAAUGAAAUUGACAGGAGGAGUAGAAUAAUCUCUUAAUACUUUGAUCAGUAAAAUUUGAUUAAAAUAUGGGCCAACAUCCAUGACUUAAAGAAUCCUAACUUAUAAAACACAUUCAAAAUAAAUUUUGAAUAAAAUUAAGAGGAUUUCAUCCUACUACUUUAAAAAGGUUAGAGAUAGGAAGAAAGCACUCUCUCAUUGGCUAAAAUUACUUUAUUCUUAGAUGUGGGUCUUCAUUUUAAAUCUUAAUUGUACCUGAUCUAAUCACUUACUUCUCUUUUAUAGACUAGAAAACAUUAUUAAGUUAGAAUUUCUCUCAAUGAUGUAACUCAAUCUAAUCCUCUAGCCUAUAGUUAAAUCUAUAAUUGCAUUUAAAAAUAGAAUGGCUAAAGUGAUCUAACUCUCAAAAUUUUGCUCUCUUUCUUCAAUGGAAACUUUAGGCCUUUUGAUUUCUAUUGCGAUCUUGAGACUGAAAAUACUAAUCUCUAGAGUAAUGCAGAAAAUGCUUGCCAAAAAUACAGGAUUUGUGAUCUCCCCUUGGUAAUGAUUAAUGAUACUAUUUUUGAUUCUUCGGAUCUAAGAAAUCAUUUGAAUAUUUACAAUCAUGAUAAUAAUCUCAAUAAUUUCUUCAAUCACCUCAUUAUAUCUAAAACUUAAGAAGAUAACACAGUAAUACCUACCUCUUCUGAGGAACUUGUGACUGAUUCAUUUAACUUAGACCUUAAAAACAUUCAAAGCAUUUAAGAAAUUAAAAAUCAACCUAGAUUGAGAUGUAGAGAAUUUAGCCAAUUAUCAAACUAAAAUUUGUCAAUAUUAGUUACCCUCAUCAAUCAUGGCUAAAAGAUUUUUGAUUAAAAUGACAUUGAGAUGCUAGAGAAAAUUAAGUCUGAGUAGUCUUAAUUUGAUUAUGUUAUAAUAGAUAAGAAUGUAUAGAAUGUAGAAAUUGUAGGUUUUUUACAGUCAGGUUAAGAUUUUUAUGCAUUUAUCAAUGGAAUUUACAUACCUUAGCAUUAAUUCAACUAUCAAUAUCUAAAUUACUUGAUAGAGUAUGAGAACUUUAAAUUAGAUUCGAUUUUAAAUUAAGUACAAACUUUAGACAGUCACUAAAUUGGCACUCUAAAAUUAAUCACAGAGAUAAAUUUUAACAGAUUCCUUGAUAAUGAUAUUGAUUCAAACAAAAGAUCUGAAAUUUAUAUGGAGUUUGAAAAUCUAAGAUAAUAGAAAUCUUUACAACUUCAUUCUUCACCAGGUCUUGAUCCCUAAACAAAGGAGCUAAGAAUUUUAGCUAAACUUAAUUUCUUAUCGAGAGAAUCAGUCAGCUUUGUUACUAACUUAGCCUAACAAAACUAUGCCUUUUCAAGUCUAGAUAUAUAUCCAAAUUUUAACUUAUUGAGGGAAGAUUUUAUAAGAUUUUUACCAUAUCACAAUUUCAGAUAAUUUAGUGGACUUGAUCCUAAAAAUAAUCAACUUAUACACAUUUAAGAUUUUAUCAUGGAUAGGAGAUUUAGAUAUGCUUAUGUAGAAUUACUACCACCUCAUAAUUAUAACUUUGUUAUUGAAAAGCUGUCUAGAAUGAAUAGCUACUUCAAAGAAGAUCAAGAAACACCAGUAAUUGGAUAUAACCUUACUUUAGAAAUUGAAAUGUAGUUUUUGUAUAAAUUGAAGGAGGAGGAGUUCUUAGAUAUUGAUUUCAAAUUAGUCUAAUUUUAAAAUAUGUAUAAAUUGAGGGAGAAAAAUUAAGUGAGUGCAGUUGUCAGUUAGGAUUUUAAAAUGGGCACUGAAUAUUUCACAAGCAUUGCUGGCUUGACAAAAGUUAAUAGAGUAUCAAAAAUGCUUGAUCAGUUUUACUACUUAAGGGGAAGUGGCCCUGGAAGAUACUAUAUUUAGAGAGAAAAUACAUCAGAAAUAAUCAUUGUAGAUUUUAACGAAUUUGGAAAUUUUUAGAUUAAAGAUCUUACUUUCCUAAAUUAAAAACUAGUUCCUUUACAAAAUAAUAAUAAUACACUGAUGGCAUUAAAUUCUUUAAAAAAUGAUAAAGAAUACGUAAGCAUAUAUUAUCAAGUUGCUGGAAGUGAAUAUGAGACUCUAUUAUUGCAUUAAAUCUACUAGAUAGUAGCUGAAAAUAUGCAUUAGCUAAACUAUAAAUUCUAUUUUGUUGAAAAUACUUUUAUCAGCCCAGACUUUAAGAAGCAUAUCAAAGCGCUUCAAUAAAAUUUUAACUUUGAAAUAGAAUAUUUCAACUUUGCUUGGCCUUACUAAAUUAUGAGAAAGCCGAAAGCCCCCCAAACCAAUAAAGUGUUUUAUAGAAUUCUUUUCCUCGAUUAGAUGAUUGAAGGUUAGACAGGAAAGCAAGCUAAAGUAUUAUAUAAGGAUGCAGAUUAAUGCUAAAAUCCUGAAACAGAUUUAAGUGAAUUAUUUAGAGAAAAUCUUGGGAAUCAUUCUUAUGCUUUGGCACCAUAUGGCUAUGACUUCAUGACUUUGUAAGAGUAAAUGGAGCUUUCAGAAUAUCUAGGGAUUCCUCAUAAUAAAACUGAUUGGUAAAAAGCUAGAAGAAUGUAGUACUUCUAUUGCGGAGGUCUAUUCAUAGCUGAUAUAGAUAGAUUUGUUGAGAGCGGAGAUUUAGAUAAAAUGAGAAGAUAUUUCAACUAGAUAAGGGUGAAUAAGGAAGUAAACUACGAGGUUAAUGAUUAACAGAUAAUGAAUGAUGUUAAGAAAUAGGUGCCCAUCAAGUUGAUUUCAUGGAAAUGGGUUUGGACUAAUAUUUUGUACAAAGACUAUGGAAAUAAAAUGAGGGAGGCAGCAAAGGUUAUUGAUUUCCACGGAUCAGUUUUUUCAGGAAAGUAAUCUACAAAAUUAGAUAAGGCUUAGUCUUUAUGCCAAAAUUUUGACAGCAACUUCUAGUAAUUAAAAUAGCUCAUAAAAUAGUACGAAUAGUAACAGCUUAAAAGAGAGAAUGAUUGA
Messenger RNA from Stylonychia lemnae, 3408 nucleotides. Lineage: Eukaryota; Ciliophora; Spirotrichea; Sporadotrichida; Oxytrichidae. The record is from the annotation of a GenBank genome assembly.